Molecule: messenger RNA, 1603 nt
Organism: Daphnia carinata
Lineage: Eukaryota; Metazoa; Arthropoda; Branchiopoda; Diplostraca; Daphniidae
Product: mucin-2-like
Exons: 8
Coding region: 1-1455 (484 amino acids)
Cellular component (GO): extracellular region
Source: RefSeq, a predicted model, not a curated record
AUGUUUUUGUUUUCAAGCCAGACUUUAGCAGUCGUCAACCCAUGGUCACAGUUGGAAAAGGUGGCUGUGCUGUCCAGUUUGGAGAUCCAGAGCCUCGUCGCAGUCACCUGCUCCUGUAAGAAUGAAACUAUUUGCCGUAUCUUUGUUGAUGGCCGUUUGCCUUUUCUCUUGCGGGGAGUCUCAGACGACGUUGAACACGACUACAAAGCAACCAACAACAACUACAAAGCUCCCCCAACAACCACCAAGCUCCCAACCACAACCACCAAGCUCCCGACCACAACCACCAAGCUCCCGCCAACAACCACCAAGCUCCCAACCACAACCACCAAGCUCCCGACCACAACCACCAAGCUCCCGCCAACAACCACCAAGCUCCCAACCACAACCACCAAGCUCCCGACCACAACCACCAAGCUCCCGCCAACAACCACCAAGCUCCCGACCACAACUACCAGGCUCCCGACCACAACUACCAGGCUCCCGACCACAACCACCAAGCUCCCGACAACAACCACCAAGCUCCCGAUCACAACCACCAAGCUCCCGACAACAACCACCAAGCUCCCGACCACAACCACCAAGCUCCCGACCACAACCACCAAGCUGCCGCCAACAACCACCAACCUCCCGACCACAACUACUAAGCUCCCGACCACAACCACCAAGCUCCCGACUACAACCACCCAGCUCCCGACCACAACCCCAAAGCCAGCUGUGACGACAACAAAACCUUCAACUCCAACUUCUUCCUACUGCACCAUUUCUACGUGCAGUGUGCCAAGCGACAAUACCCUCUGCAAAUAUUCGAAUACCACCUGGGGUACAGCUUGCCAACCAGCAUAUCCAACAGCGUCAAGCGUCAACGUUAAUGAAAUCACAACCAUUUUGCAAGUGCACAAUGAUUACAGGCGUAAAGUUGCCCAGGGUCUCGAAACUCGUGGCAAUCCAGGUCCCCAACCAUCAGCGUCUAAUAUGAGGCAAUUGAUCUGGGAUGAGGAGUUGGCCGUGAUGGCGCAAACGCACGCCCAGCAAUGCGUAUUCAAACACGACACUUGCCGUGACGUCUCUCGAUUCCGAGUUGGUCAGAAUAUUUACGUCGGUGGUUCUUCCGCCGAUAACCUGGGCACAUCUAGCUGGGAAAAAGCUGUAACUGCAUGGUAUGAUGAAGUCGACGACAUGACGAGUGCUUAUGUCACUAACUUCCCGGCAAGUCCACCUAAAGUGAUUGGUCAUUAUACCCAACUUGUAUGGGCCAAUUCCUACACCGUAGGCUGUGGAGUGGCUUAUUACCAAUCAACAGCUACUUUUGAUGUUACUUCUCCGUACAAUCGAUUGUACGUGUGCAAUUACGGUCCAACUGGAAAUUUUGUCAAUUCCCCAGUCUACCAGCAAGGAACGGCUGGAUCUGCCUGUCCAGCUCCAACUUCAAAUAACAAUGGGCUGUGCGCUUAAAAACGCAUUUCUAACAAAUCCUACAUGCCUUUAUUCCUUUCUGAAAUGAUAGUAGUUUAUUUCCUCUAGCACUUAGGUUUUUUUUAUUUGCUUUUAUUAAAUGUUGAAAAACAUAACAGUAGAAUUAAUACACUUAUGUAUGACAGUU